UUUCCUCUCUCAUACUUUUGGCUGGUUCAGAUACCUACGUACUCAACACACCCAAAACUACAAGAAUGCUCCGUAUCCCAGCAGCAGCAGGGCAGUUUGGGCCAGAGGCUCGGGAGUUGGGACUAAAGGGCUGGAGGGUGGAGAAGAUGAAGGCUGUACCAUUGCCCGCCUCAGAGCUAGGGGCCUUCUACAAUGGGGAUUCCUACCUGGUGCUAAGCAACCGGGGAGAUGAGGGGGCGGACCUGCACAUGUGGAUCGGUGAGAAGUCAUCUCGUGAUGAGCAGGUGGCCUGUGCCAUGCUAGCCACACAACUGGAUCACUUCCUGGGUGUAGAUGCCGUCCAUCACCGGCAGGUCCAGGGCUACGAGUCCCCCGAAUUCAUGAAUCUCUUCCCCAGAGGGGUCACCUACAAGGAGGGGGGUGUAGAGUCAGGGUUCAGGAAGAGGUCUGAUUCUGGCCACAUCCAGCGGUUGUAUCAGAUCAAGGGCAAGCGGAACAUCCGGGCCAAGGAGGUAGACCUGGACUGGAAGAGUUUCAACAAGGGAGACUGUUUCAUAUUGGACCUGGGAGAGACAAUCUUGUCAUGGGUUGGUUCCCAAGCCAACAUGUUUGAGAAACAGAAGAUGCGGGAAAUUUCCACGUUAAUUCGGGACAUGGAGCGACAUGGCAAGGCCAAUAUCAUCAACGUGAGUGAGGGAGAAGAAACGCCUGAGAUGCUACAGGUCCUAGGCCCAAAGCCAGAUCUGAAAGAAAGUACCCCAGAAGAGGACACACAAGCUGAUAUUUCUAAUUCUGUUUCUCUAUACAAGGUGUCUGAUGCCACUGGGUCAAUGACACUAACCAAAGUAUCGGACAAGAGCCCCUUUGGGAAGGACCUCCUGUUGCGAGACGACUGCUUUAUACUGGACAAUGGAGCCAAUGGAAAGAUCUUUGUCUGGAAAGGAAGUGGAGCCAAUCCAGAGGAGAAGAGAGAGGCUCUAAAAAUGGCUGAUGACUUCAUUCAGAAGAUGAAUUAUCCCAGAAUGAAGACACAGGUGGAGAUUCUCCCCCAGGGAAGAGAGACCAUCAUCUUCAAGCAAUUCUUCAAAAGCUGGGACUAAAUCUACUGAAGAUGUGUGACGGAAAAUUAUUUUGAAAGCACACAACAAACACACAGCAAAUAACUAGCCCAGAGACAAUGUGCUUUUAAAGACACCUCAUAGUAAAUAACAGUAAUUUUUCUUUAAGCUUCAAGCAAAGAUGGUACAAUUCAAAUAACUGUCUGACCGUUGUGCCUUGAAAUGUCUGCAUACACAUAGAAGACCUCAGAACGUAUCAGAGACCAACGUCAUUAGUUUGACAUUUUAAGCUCACAAUGAUUUUCAUUGUUUCUGAGACUUCACUAAAAUCAGCCUGUGGUAUUUCUUAGAAAUACUGUGCUGCAGUAAUAUUUAAACUUUCAAAGCGCAAUGGCUGCAUCCUAUUUCAUUAUACUCACUACCAUUUACCAAGAAGAAAUUAAGCUGUACAUACAGACCACAGCAUUUACAUGAAGCGAAAGUGUGGACACUGUCUGUUUCUCUGGUUAAGGACAUGUGACAUUUGAAAAGCAAACAAAUAAAUUAUGUUGUGUAAAACUAUGAUAAGGCUGGGAGGUAAAGAGAGCUGGCGUCAAUUUAUCUAUGAACCCCUGGAUAAGGGAGACUACUAAGCAAAUAAACUGUUCUAUAUUACAUUAUGAUACAGUUGAUGGGUGAGGUACAAUAUUGGUAACCCUGGAAAAAUGUUUAGUGUGCAAACAAAUACGAUAAUCUAAAGGCAGAACAGGCCAAGACUGGAAAGUAAGAAAAUUUUAAGAUCGAAGAAAAAAAAAAAGCAAAUUGGUACAAGUAGAUGGCACUGGCAUACAACACGCACCUCUUAUGUAUAGGUCCUUGUCUAGCUGUACAAUUUUCAGUGAAACUCUGAGAUCAGCACCUCAUGACCUUGAAAAACUCACACUUCUUAAUUUAUAUGAACUUUACAUGUAUGUU
This is a messenger RNA of Megalops cyprinoides (Indo-Pacific tarpon), 2012 nucleotides long. RefSeq names its product macrophage-capping protein-like. Lineage: Eukaryota; Metazoa; Chordata; Actinopteri; Elopiformes; Megalopidae. Gene Ontology annotation, biological process: actin filament severing; actin polymerization or depolymerization; barbed-end actin filament capping. The coding region runs from base 66 to 1100 and encodes 344 amino acids. The transcript is spliced from 9 exons. The record is from RefSeq and is a predicted model, not a curated record. Gene Ontology annotation, molecular function: actin filament binding; phosphatidylinositol-4,5-bisphosphate binding. Gene Ontology annotation, cellular component: actin cytoskeleton; cytoplasm.